GAGGCUCCGCUUGGCCUCCACGCAGUCACCGGGUCCCACCGCCCGGACUCUCGGAAGGGGAGGGCGGGGGCCGCGCCUCGCGUUCCAGGCGCGGGCCGGUGCGUGGCCGCGCUACACCGGCGGGGGCGGGUUCUGCUCGGACGCUGCAUUCGCCGCCAGCACGUCACUCCCAAACUUUUCCAGCCUGCGCUCGGGGAGCAGGUUGACGCGCCUCGGAUGCGGGGCUCCAGGCGCGGGGCUGGGCGCGCUCCCGCGGAGCCGGAGCCGCAGAGGCUGGCGGGCUGGACUCGGGCUUGCCAGGUAAUCGGACGCCGCUAAGGGUUUGCUCCCCACGCAGCGGGAGCGAUCCGGAGCAAGUUGGGAUGUAAAGUGGGCCUCUCCACCGGCGUCUCCAUGGACAGCCUGGCAGGCCCCCCGUCACGGAGAGAACCAUGAUACUGCGCAAUCUCCCCGGGGCUUCCCUGUUCUCCCGCCAGCCCUCUCCCACUUUCCUGUGUGCCAUGGGAAAAACCUGACGGGCAGGCAGAGUGGCUUCCGCCCCCCGGGGCCAUCCCUGUGGCUGCAAAGGCUUCUCACCGGGCCUGACGUGUGGAGAUAGCUUCCUGUGGCCGUCCUUCAGAGCCCAAGACGGCACUUCCUCACUCCCUCGGUCUUCGGGAUCUGCCCAGUGUUUCGUUUGCUCGUGCCUUCCCGCCCUCUUCUGUGACCCCAGGACAUCCGUGGCGUCUUCCCGCAGGAGCUGCACGCACCCCGUGGCUCGGAGGCCGGCCGUGCGGGGCCACUAUCAUGAGGCACUGCCUUAACGGCUGCACACGGCUGAUACAAGACGACGGCUCCCGCACCGGGCAGGUCGGCUGCCGGGGAGGCCCCGCCCACAGCCCCCAGGCGUGCCCCGCGUGCCAGGAAGACAGGAUUCUGUUUCGCGUGGACAGUAAGCAGAUGAACUUGCUUGCCGUUCUCGAAGUGAGGACUGACGGGAAUGAGAGCUGGGGUGGGCUUCUGCGCUUUAGGAAGGGCAGGCGAUGGAGCCUCGUGUUCGGACUGAUAAUAAUGACCCUGGUGAUGGCGUCCUACAUCCUCUCCGGGGCCCGCCAGGAGCUUCUGAUCCCGUCGCCUUUCCACUACGGAGGCUUCCCCAGCAAUCCUGGCUUGACGGACGCUGAAAACCCAGGCGACACCAAAGAGCAUGCCCACCAGCCCUCCGUGAGUAACGUGUCCUAUGUGAAGGACUACCCGAGCAUCAAACUCAUCAUCGACAGCAUCACGGCCAGGAUCGAGUUCACCCCCAGGCAGCUCCCGGACUUGGAAGACCUCAGGAAGCAGGAGGGGCACAUGUUCUCAGUCAUCCCCAGCAAAUUCCUCCCGAACAGCAAGAGCCCCUGCUGGUACGAGGAGUUCUCGGGCAGGAACACCACCGACCCCUACCUGACCAACUCCUACGUGCUCUACUCCAAGCGCUUCCGCUCCACCUUCGACGCCCUGCGCAAGGCCUUCUGGGGCCACCUGUCGCACGCCGACGGGAAGCACUUCCGCCUGCGCUGCCUGCCCCACUUCUACAUCAUCGGGCAGCCCAAGUGCGGGACCACCGACCUCUACGACCGCCUGCGCCUGCACCCGGAAGUCAAGUUCUCCGCCAUCAAGGAGCCGCACUGGUGGACCCGGAAGCGGUUCGGGAUCGUGCGCCUGAGAGAUGGGCUGCGAGACCGCUACCCCGUGGAAGAUUACCUGGACCUCUUUGACUUGGCCGCGCACCAGAUCCACCAAGGCCUGCAGGCCAGUGCUGCGCAGGAGCGGACCAAGAUGAAUGACAUCAUCGUGGGAGAGGCCAGCGCCUCCACCAUGUGGGACAACAACGCCUGGACCUUCUUCUACGACAACAGCACGGCCGGCGAGCCGCCCUUCCUGACCCAGGACUUCAUCCACGCCUUCCAGCCCAACGCCAAGCUCAUCGUCAUGCUCAGGGACCCCGUGGAGAGGUUGUACUCAGACUACCUCUACUUCGCGAGUUCCAAUAAGUCUGCCGACGACUUCCACGAGAAAGUGACUGAAGCGCUGCAGCUGUUUGAGAAUUGCAUGCUGGACUACUCCCUGCGUGCGUGUGUCUACAACAACACCCUCAACAACGCCAUGCCUGUGAGGCUGCAGGUCGGACUGUAUGCUGUGUACCUCCUGGACUGGCUCACCGUGUUCAGUAAGGACCAGUUCCUCAUCCUGCGCCUGGAAGACCAUGCCUCCAACGUCAAGUACACCAUGCACAAGGUCUUCCGGUUUCUGAACCUGGGGCCCUUGAGCGAGAAGCAGGAGGCCUUGCUGACCAAGAGCCCCGCGUCCAACGUGCGGCGGCCCGAGGACCGGAGCCUGGGGCCCAUGUGGCCAGUCACACACAAGAUCCUGCAGGACUUCUACGGGCCGUUCAACGCCAGGCUGGCGCAGGUCCUGGCCGACGAGGCGUUCGCCUGGAAGACACCGUGAGAGCUGCCCCUGCGGCCGCCCCACCCGCCUCUCCGCUGGCGCGGUGCCAUGGUUUCAGCACGCUCUCUUGGUGGGGAGCUGUUCCCCUCACAGCGUGGAGAAACCCCCGUGACUGGAGCCGCCUCUGCCUCCCUCGGCACCUCGGCACCGUCUCGGCGUCUCCUCUAGUGUCCAGCCCCGCCACGGCCCCUGCAUCGGAGCGCGUGGGAGACUCUGCCUCCCUGGGAAGCUCCGAGGGCCUCGGGGGACGGCCCCUGGGCGGGCGACAAUCUCAGGAUCCAAGGACUCAGCCAGAGGCCCCGCCCCAAGGCUGGCAGGACAGGCACCACGCAGCCUGGAGGGUGGCUAACCUUGGCCUCUGGGAGAACUGAGAUUCCUGUGCUUCCCCGCCUCCACACCCAGCCGUUCUGUUGUCCGGAUAUGGGCCCGGGCAGCUCUGCUGCUGGGGGCAGCACGCGCCUCCCUCCGGCCCCCUCCCAGCCUCUGUAGACUGGGCUCCCCCAGAGCAGGAACGCGUUUGAACCAGACCGCUCCCUGCAUCGGGCAAGCCCCACCUCCCUUUCUCACUGUUAACGCCAGAAAGAGCAACCCCAAAGUAUCGGACACUUGGUGGACACUGUGGAAACCCAAGCCGUCCUCGUGCGUUCGCAGUCAGAGCCGGAGGAGCUGUAGCUUGGGGUCUGGGCAGCCGCGGGCUCCAGCGGGCCGCCCUCCCGCUGGCACGAGUCGUUGUGCCCCGAGCUCCGUACACAUUUACAGAACGACAAGGUGUGGUGACCGAUUCGGCAGCAGUGCACAGGCUAAGCCUGGGCCACACGCGCAGUGCCAGGAUCGGGAACAGGACUGCGAGAGCCAUGCUCGUCAUGGAACUUUCCAGGCCAUUUGGCAGCGUGGUGGGCUGCUUGGGUGGAUGGACUGAUGGUCUUGGCGUUUCUCGGAAGUCACGGGGAAGACUGCAGAGAGUGCCGGAGCUCCCUGGGCCCAGCCCCAGCUUCGCGCGCAGCGGAACCAGAGUUCUCAAGUGCAGGUCCCCUGCACCGAAGUGGGAACGUGCGAACCUCGGCUGUAGCCUGCGAGCCCGAGACGGACUGGCCCUGGUUGUGGGAGCAUCCUGAGGGGGCUCAGCUGUCUCAUCCCAGUGCCAUCGUCUGCCUUCGGGGAGGGGUUCUGCGGCCCCUUGGGAGGCGGGUGGGGGGCCGUCAGCACUGACUGUGCUCCUGGAGGGGCGGGGUGCCCCGAGCACCCCCCUUUCCAAGACAGCCCCCCGCCUUUCUCUUGUAGCCGGCACUUGGAGCAGCAACCAGCAGGAGAAUCUGGCCCGAGCUCUGUGUGUGUGUGUGUGUUUGUGUGUGUAUUUAUUUGUACCCCAGAGUGUGCACGUGUGGGUGCGUUCUGAGUGGAUUCCCUUCAGUCUCGUUGCUACGAGGCCCUGUGCUCUGGACACAGUCCUGUCAUAGAUUCACUUCUCUGCCGAUCAGUCAUUGUUUCCAGCAUAUGGCUUAACUGUUCACACCAGCCACAGUGACAGCGAGGGAUGCGUCUGUCCCCGAGCGUGUGGGUAACACGUGGUGUAAUUCUGCUUCUUACAGAAGUUUCGCAGAAGGUGUGAGCUCCAAUAUUAUUUGGUUUAUUACACGGAUCACUUUUAAUAGCCACAGGCCCCUCCCUUCCAUGCCGACCGUCGCCAUCCUGACGCCUUGUCCCUCUCGGGCCGCUUCCAAAGCCCACGCCUGCCGCUUUUGCGCUCUCUCGGGCGGGGCCGGCUCUUGUUGGCAGCACAGGUGUUGCUGGGGGCGGUGGCCUUGUAGCCUGCCAUCCAAAACCAAAGCAAAAAGGGGGCUCGGCCCACCACCUGGCCUGGCAGCUGUGUGGGUCCCCACCAACCGUGCACCGGGUUGUGUUCCACUGUGUUCCCUCUGGCGUGGAUGGGAUGUUGAGUGACUGACAGUUACAGUGUCCUUUCGUUCAUUUGACACAAUUAAAGCGCCCUCUGAGUGGU
Molecule: messenger RNA, 4471 nt
Organism: Lepus europaeus (European hare)
Lineage: Eukaryota; Metazoa; Chordata; Mammalia; Lagomorpha; Leporidae
Gene: CHST15
Product: carbohydrate sulfotransferase 15
Exons: 8
Coding region: 787-2472 (561 amino acids)
Biological process (GO): hexose biosynthetic process
Molecular function (GO): N-acetylgalactosamine 4-sulfate 6-O-sulfotransferase activity
Source: RefSeq, a predicted model, not a curated record